AUGGCCACUUUCAAUAUGCUGCGCCGUCGAAAUUCCCAAAAGUCACCCGACAAGAACGGCCCCUUGAAGCACCUGAACCGCUCACUCUCCAUCCGUUCGAACAAGAACAGUUCCAGCUCCGCCCCCCGCCAUGGCUUCAGCCUGAGCUCCCUCCGCGGCACCGUGCAGCCUGAACUCAGCAAGAAGCUCUACAAGCUGAUCAAAUCCGAGAACCACCUGAUCGGGCACCACGAAGCCGCAGGAAAGGAGCGCCUCUCCAUCGCGACCCAGCUGUCCGACUGGGGCGAGGCCACCAACGACGAUGCCAUCAGCGACGUCUCUGACAAGAUUGGAGUUCUGCUGUCGGAGCUUGGCGAGCAGGAGGAUCUGUAUGCGCAUAACAUUGAUGAUAGCAGGGCUAUCUUGAAGGCGAUUCGGAAUACCGAGAAAAGCGUGCAGCCUAGCAGAGACCACAAGGCAAAGAUUGCGGACGAGAUUGCAAAGUUGAAGCUCAAGGAGCCGGAGAGCACCAAGUUGGUUACGUUGGAGCAGGAGCUUGUCAGGGCCGAGGCAGAGAACUUGGUCGCUGAAGCUCAAUUGACCAAUAUUACCCGCCAGAAGCUGAAGGAAGCAUACGCCGCGGAGUUCGCAGCAACGAUCGAGCGUGCCGAGAAGCAGAUCAUCCUCGCGCGCCACGGCCGCCGUGUCUUGAACCUCCUUGACGACACCCCAGUCGUGCCAGGCGAUGUGCGUCCCGCCUACGACGGCACGAACCAAGCGCGCCAAAUCCUCAAUGACGCCGAAGACGAUCUCAAGGACUGGACGGCGGAAUUGGAAGAUGUCCCUUCGCACGCCAACCUCGAUCAGGGCUUGAUGCCGGCGUCGCGUCAGCGUACUUCUGAGUCUAUUGUUGGUGACGAGUCUGUUGCUGCUGAGCCGGCUACUAACACGGACGGGAGCAGGAUCAGCAGCGGCGGUUCUAUCACAACCGGCCCAGCGUAUACGCAGAGUGAGACUUCUCAGGUUGCUUAG
Molecule: messenger RNA, 1011 nt
Organism: Lachnellula hyalina
Lineage: Eukaryota; Fungi; Ascomycota; Leotiomycetes; Helotiales; Lachnaceae
Gene: LSP1
Product: Sphingolipid long chain base-responsive protein
Exons: 3
Coding region: 1-1011 (336 amino acids)
Biological process (GO): endocytosis; eisosome assembly; negative regulation of protein kinase activity
Cellular component (GO): plasma membrane; eisosome filament
Molecular function (GO): lipid binding
Source: RefSeq, a predicted model, not a curated record